Molecule: messenger RNA, 3530 nt
Organism: Anastrepha obliqua
Lineage: Eukaryota; Metazoa; Arthropoda; Insecta; Diptera; Tephritidae
Gene: Rfx
Product: DNA-binding protein RFX2
Exons: 12
Coding region: 631-3207 (858 amino acids)
Biological process (GO): regulation of transcription by RNA polymerase II
Molecular function (GO): RNA polymerase II cis-regulatory region sequence-specific DNA binding; DNA-binding transcription factor activity, RNA polymerase II-specific
Source: RefSeq, a predicted model, not a curated record
UGCAAAUUAUUGCAGCGUUGUCAAGGAAACUAGAAAAAUAACAUCGAGCCAACACAAAAACUUACGACGAAACAUAAAUUUCCUUCCGGUCCACUAAGCUCAAGAAAGGACUAAGUUUUGUUCUGGCCAAAACGCAUUCUUUGGACUUUUCGUCCAGUUGUGUCACAUCGCAAGAGACACCACGCCUUCGGCUAACAGAUUAGUCUCAUACAAUUGAACCUACAUGAACGCACAAUACGGCCUUAAAAUACGCCUUAUUAUAUUUUUUCGGAAGGAAAAAUAAGUCAUUGCUGUAAAUAAAAAGUGGACACUUGUGACUAAGGAUUCUUAUUUCGCCAGAAAUCAGGUGCAUUACACCAGUAAUAAGCAAGAUGUAAUCAUCAAAGAGAAACUACCAAAUAAUUUAAAUAAACAGUUGCCUUCAUUUGUAAACUAAGAUCUAGUCAAGAGUAUUUAAGUAUAAAUACCAAAAUAGAGCUCGAAAAUAGCACAUCAAAUAAUUUAUAUACACUUACAUACGUAUAAAUUAUAUACUACUAUACACAAACUACAUUAUACAUAUAUGAUACAUAAAAUUAAAUAGAUAAUACAAUAAUUAACUAAACAUAAACAUCGAAUCUGAGAGAUAUUAUGACAACACGACUUGCAACUCUGAGAAAUUUUAUACUAUCAACCGCCGCGGCUGUGGACCCAACUUCAGCCGACGCCACUACACCCACAUCUGCAAACGUCACUAAUAUCGAUGAUGCCAAUGUUGCAACGGUGAAUGUAUUGGCCACACGUGAUAUCAAACAUGAGGAGAUUUCUCUUGAAACCACAAAUGCUUGCUCUUCCUCUUCACAUGGUGACCACUUUGAAUAUAUCGAUGCGGCGGUGGACGUUGUGGCUGCAACCAAUAUGGAUGAUGUCAUGACACAGCAAAAGAAACUGGUGGCCCACGAUCAAAAUGAAGGCGUUGCCCUUAUUAGCGUCGUGGUACCCAUGGAUGCAUCUGACUCGACGGGUAGUGAGGUGCAUGGCGAUAUGUCAGAUUUAAGUGCAAUUAAGGAAAACGUUGACCUGGCACAACAAGUUGCCAACGGCCAAGUGACACUAGUGCAGACGCAAUCGACGGACGAUGACGAUGGUACACCACAAUUUAUUACAGUCACAGUUUCAGCACAGGAUGCUGGUCAGAAUUAUCAAGUGCAAUAUGUGGAUACAGAACUGUAUCACGGCAAUUCCAGCCAAACACAAAUGACAUACCCGUUUUGUCCAGUCGGUGACUAUCAAACAAAUGGCCAAACCUACUAUUCAGCGGCGGCAGCUAGCAAUUAUGCAACCGCAUCGGUUGCAAACACCCCAACCACACACGCCUCGUCAUUGCCAUAUUUGGUGCCGGUGGAGGAAGGAUUAUUGCUCAAUACAUCGUCCCAAUCUCACAGUCGGGACUCGCCGCAUAGCUUAACGGAAGUGGCUUAUAUACAAGAAGCGCAUAGUACGCCGCAAACGCCCACUUCUACAACAACAACAAACUCUAUAAGUGGCGGUAGCAUCGGCACUGGAGGUGGUGGUGCAUCGCCAGACAGCGAACAAAGUGGACUCGGCACCACAAACAAAGUAGCCUCGGCGACGAUCAAAUGGUUGUCACGUAACUACGAGACGUCUGACGGUGUCAGUCUACCCCGUUCCACGUUGUACAAUCAUUACAUACAACACUGCAACGAGAAUAAAUUGGAACCGGUGAAUGCUGCGAGUUUCGGCAAACUAAUUCGUUCGGUGUUCUCUGGCUUGCGCACACGUCGUUUGGGCACACGCGGGAAUUCCAAAUAUCACUACUAUGGCAUACGCAUCAAGCCAGAUUCUAUAUUGAACCACAUGAUGGACGAAAAGCCGACGUAUUCAACACAUUCCGGAAAUGGCAUUCCAGGUAGCAUUGGGAAUUCAACCUCCGGUGGUGGUAUAGUUUCGUCUAGCGGUGCCGGUGGUAGCGGCGUUAGUGGCAAUAUGUCGCACCAUGGAAAUCGCAGUGUAAAGAAAAUGAGUUUCAAACCAGAAACUUAUGAAACUUGUGCACAGUAUUUGGGCGAUGGCGCUGGUGCGAUUCCCUCAUUUCCUGCAAUCGAAUUGGAUCACAACUACAACAGUGAGCUUACACAGGAGGAUGUGGAAACAUUUCGUGUAAUGUACCGUGAACACUGCGAGUCCUUUUUGGAUGCUGUACUCAAUCUAGAACUCAGUGCCAUUGAGUAUUUAUGGCGUGAUUUUUGGCGUGCAGCUGACAACAACAAUCUGGACGAAUGUGAAGAGGAAAAGUAUCUGAGCAAGGCAAAACUGUAUUUGCUUUGCCAUUGCGCAGAAGUGCAAAAGUUUAUUAAGGAGGUGGACUACCAAUUCUAUCAAAAUAUGGUUGAUGUUAUCAUUCCCGAUGUGCUGCGCUCCAUACCGAAUGCGUUAACACAAGCCAUUCGUAAUUUCGCCAAAAACCUGGAACUUUGGUUGUGCGAGUCUAUGGUUGGUGUUCCCGAACGUUUGGUACAAAUAAAAUCAGCAGCGAUAUCGGCUUUUUGUCAAACAUUGCGACGGUAUACAUCCCUCAAUCAUUUGGCACAGGCUGCGCGUGCAGUUCUGCAGAAUAGUUCGCAAAUUACUCAAAUGCUCAACGAUUUAAAUCGAGUAGACUUCCAUAAUGUGCAGGAACAAGCCGCUUGGGUAUGCCAAUGUGAGCCGGCGGUAGUACAACGUUUGGAGAACGACUUUAAAUCGGCACUUCAACAACAAAGUUCUCUAGAACAGUGGGCCUCGUGGUUACAACUGGUCGUCGAUUCCGCCUUACAAGAGUAUCGUGGCAAGCCGAGCUAUGCCAAGGCAGCGCGUCAAUUCCUACUCAAAUGGAGUUUUUACAGCUCCAUGGUAAUACGUGACCUGACACUACGUUCCGCUUCCAGUUUCGGUAGCUUUCAUUUAAUACGAUUGCUAUAUGAUGAAUAUAUGUUUUACCUGGUAGAGCACAAAAUAGCUGAAGCGCAGCAAAAGACCGCCAUUGCAGUUAUCUGCGAUCGAAUGCAAAAGGAUAUUGAUUUUGAAUUCGACUACCAAUUGGAGUUUAUCAACGAAAGCCAUGAACAACAACAGCAGCAGCAGCAACAGCAGCAACUUAGUGCAGCUGACAUCGAAGAUGCAGCUUCCUCCAUUAGUAAUUCUGCAAAGCGUUUGAAGCAUGAAUGAGUGAGUGCUGUCGUAGAGCUGCAGAGCAUACACAGACCGACAUCCAGCAGUAUUCAAUGUAGCGACGUUGGUGUUUUGCAGGCAAAGUUCGCUGAGUAUAUUUGCUUGUUGGCGUCCUUAUAGUAGUGGUAGUCAAAGUAAGUUAGCCAUAAUAGCUACAGGAACAGCCAUAAAAAAGUAACAGCAUAAAUUAGCAACAAUUUAUGUAAAAAAAAAUAUUUUUAUUUCUGCAACUAAAACAUUUCCAGGCAUUUAAACGUUAAAAUAUUAGAAAAGAAAAAAAGAAAAAAGGAAAAAGGAAGAAAAUGACAUUUGAACUUUAA